Nematolebias whitei (Rio pearlfish) is the source of this 528-nucleotide messenger RNA. It is a transcript of the gene rln1, whose product is annotated as relaxin 1. The record is from RefSeq and is a predicted model, not a curated record. Gene Ontology annotation, cellular component: extracellular region. Gene Ontology annotation, molecular function: hormone activity. The coding region runs from base 1 to 528 and encodes 175 amino acids. The transcript is spliced from 2 exons. Lineage: Eukaryota; Metazoa; Chordata; Actinopteri; Cyprinodontiformes; Rivulidae.
AUGCUGUGGAGGGUGGCUCUGGCCGUGGUGUGCAUAGGAGGCGCGUGCAGCCGUGUGAGAGCCGACGUGCUGGGCAGAAUGAUCUUGCCCAGGGACUACGGGGUGAAACUGUGCGGGAGAGAGUUCAUCAGGGCGGUCAUCUUCACCUGCGGCGGCUCGCGGUGGAAGCGGUCCACAGAGGGUGACGCAGACCCAUUCCAGUGGACUUCCCUCAGUGAUCUCACAGUGGAGGACAACCAGCAGACCUGGCAACGCGACGCAGAGCCCACAGACACCCGCUCUCCUCUCCCUGUCGCCUCCUCCUUGUCGCUGGCAGACCUUCUGAGCCUUUACAGAACCGCGGGCGGCAGGCAGCAGCCCCCUUCGAGGGUUUCAGACCCCUCGGGGGGGUCCGCAGUUUUAGGAGAGCAGGAUGCUGCUUCCAUCUGGUCCGUCUCGAGCAGGAAGAAGAGGAACUUUUCUCUGGGUGUGGCGGGGAUGUGCUGCAGCCAGGGCUGCACCAAAAACGAUAUUGGUCGCUUGUGUUGA